Apodemus sylvaticus (European woodmouse) is the source of this 696-nucleotide messenger RNA. It is a transcript of the gene Tpd52l3, whose product is annotated as TPD52 like 3. Lineage: Eukaryota; Metazoa; Chordata; Mammalia; Rodentia; Muridae. Gene Ontology annotation, cellular component: cytoplasm. The coding region runs from base 1 to 696 and encodes 231 amino acids. The transcript has a single exon. The record is from RefSeq and is a predicted model, not a curated record.
AUGGACCCUUCUCACCUCGAGUCCUAUCCCACUGGCCAGAAGUCUGAGCCUGAAGGCCCAGACAUCAGCUCCACCAGCCCCAGCUGUUUCUCCUCAAACCAAGGAUUGGACUCUGUCUACCAAGAACUGGACCUGGACUCCCUGAAUGAAGAUCUUUCCUUGUCUGUUCCAGAAGCCAUGACAGAGACCUCUGCGUCCACAAAUGAAUCCCACCUAGCUUCAGAACCAGAUCUGACGGAGGCUGAGCAAAUGGAGCUCAAAUCUGAGCUUACUAAACUGGAGGAAGAGAUCUUAAACCUGCGCGACCUCCUCGCAGCCAAAGAGAAGCGGUGUGGCGAACUCAAGAGGAAGUUAGGCUGCGUGGCCUUGGUGGGACUGAGGCAGAAUCUGUCCAAGAGCUGGCAUGAUGUCCAGGCCUCCAAUACCUACAUGAAGCAGAAGACUUCAACUGCCCUGGCCUCGGUGGGUUCUGUCAUCUGCAGGAAGCUGGGGGACAUGAAGAAAUCGUCCACGUUCAGGUCUCUUGAAGGGCUGGUGGGUACAGUCAAGUCAAGAGUUGCAGGGGGCAGAGAGCUCGGCACCGGCCUUCUUCCUUCACCAGCGAGUGACAGUGAUCCACACUCGGUUCUGGGGAGUGGUUACGAAGCUGUCACAGGGCUUGAUGAGCAACUGCUUUCUGUCCUGAAGCCAGAGUAA